Auanema sp. JU1783 is the source of this 1065-nucleotide messenger RNA. NCBI's taxonomy places the organism in Eukaryota, Metazoa, Nematoda, Chromadorea, Rhabditida, Rhabditidae. The record is from the annotation of a GenBank genome assembly.
AUGAAUAACAAAUUGUCGUGUUCGCUUAAAAGCGGCCGACAAGUUACAACAGUUGUAGCCUCGGUAGCGACUGAUGGAGUUGACCAACAGGUUGAAGUCAGUUAUUACGAUCAGAAGAUUGUUGGAAAUGGUUCGUUUGGUGUGGUCUUUCUAGCCAAGCUUCAAGAUACAAAUGAGAACGUGGCUAUAAAGAAAGUUCUUCAAGAUAAACGGUUCAAGAACAGAGAACUGCAAAUCAUGCGUAAACUUUCACAUCCAAAUAUUGUGAAGCUAAAAUAUUUCUUUUAUUCCGGAGGAGAAAAAAAAGAUGAGCUAUAUCUUAAUUUAAUAUUAGAAUAUGUUCCUGAGACCGUGUACAGGGUUGCCCGACACUAUUCCAAGCAAAGACAAAUUCUGCCUCUGAUUUAUGUGAAGCUCUACAUGUUCCAAUUGCUGCGAGCAUUAGCCUAUAUUCAUGGCAUCGGAAUCUGCCAUCGUGAUAUCAAACCUCAAAAUUUGCUUAUUGAUCCAGAAACGGGUGUUCUUAAGUUAUGCGAUUUUGGUUCUGCCAAAUACCUCGUUAGAGGAGAGCCUAAUGUCUCUUACAUUUGCUCCAGAUAUUACAGAGCCCCUGAACUAAUAUUUGGGGCUACGAAUUACACCAAUUCGAUCGACGUUUGGUCCGCAGGUACCGUUAUGGCUGAACUGAUGUUGGCCCAGCCAAUCUUUCCCGGAGACUCGGGAGUAGAUCAGCUAGUUGAGAUAAUCAAGGUAUUAGGAACCCCAACUAAGGAGCAAAUCCAAAACAUGAAUCCCAACUAUAAAGAGUUCAAGUUUCCUCAAAUCAAAGCUCACCCAUGGACGAGAGUAUUCCGGUCUCAAACCCCACAGGAAGCCAUUGAUCUUAUUUCUUCUAUCAUACAAUAUACUCCAAGUGCCCGUCCAACCCCACAACAGGCAUGUGAACAUCCUUUCUUCGAUGAGCUACGAAACCCUGAAACGAAACUUCCCUCAGGAAAACCGUUACCUCGACUGGAUCUGGACGUAGACCAAUCCCAAAGCGCUUCGGCGGAAGGAGAGCAAUAG